AUGUUGACGUUAUCGAGAUUAGGCGUUAUCGGCAACCUUUCGAGAUUAGCCACUAGGUGUGCUUCAUCUGUAGUCCAAGAACCGAAAAUUGAUGAUUUCACAGUUAAAAAUGAACCUGUUUUAACCUAUUUACCCGGUAGUCAAGAGAGGCGUGAAAUUGAAGAAGCUUUGAAAAAAACUGCUUCAAAUACUGAAGAUGUUCCUAUUAUUAUUGGAGGUAAAGAAUAUCGCACCUCUGAAGUUAGGUACCAAGUUAUGCCUCAUAAUCAUCAGAAGAAGAUAGCAAAAUUCUACUACGCGACACCAGAGCUUGUACAGAAGGCAAUAACCGCUGCUGUCGAAGCUCAAAGGCAAUGGGACCUCGUUCCACUGAAAGAGAGGAUUAACAUAUGGCUGCGAGCUGCAGACAUGAUGGCAACCAAAUAUCGGCAAACUCUAAACGCUGCAACAAUGCUUGGUCAAGCAAAAACUGUCAUCCAAGCUGAGAUUGACUCUGCUGCAGAACUGAUCGACUUUAUCAGGUUGAACGCUUAUUUUGCAAAGGAGGCAGUUAAGUAUCAGCCUAUCAGCCCUGAUCCGAAAUCAACAAUUAACUGGCACAGGUAUCGAGGCCUCGAUGGUUUCAUUGCGGCAGUGUCUCCAUUCAAUUUCACUGCCAUUGGUGGGAACUUAGCAUAUACUCCUGCUUUAAUGGGAUGUUCUACAUUAUGGAAACCUUCUGAUACAGCGCUGUUGUCGAACUACACCAUUUAUAAAAUCAUGACGGAAGCAGGUGUGCCUCCCGGAGUUGUUAAUUUUAUACCUACAGAUGGCCCAGUUUUUGGAGAUAACAUUACUGCAUCUCCCUAUCUGGCUGGUAUUAAUUUUACUGGAUCAGUACCGACUUUCAAUCGACUGUGGGCUCAGGUUGGGCAAAAUAUCAACAAAUAUCGCUCAUAUCCACGACUGAUAGGUGAAUGUGGUGGCAAGAAUUUUCACUUUGUCCACCCAUCUGCCGAAGUUGAAACUGUUGUUCCUGCCACCAUUCGAUCAGCUUUCGAGUUCUGCGGCCAGAAAUGCUCUGCUUGUGCGAGAAUGUAUGUUCCUCAGUCCUUGUGGCCCAAGAUAAAAGAUGGCUUAAUAAGCCUGAGGAAUAAAUUAAAAGUAGGCGAUGUUAAUGAAUUUGAUACGUUUAUGUCAGCUGUGAUCGAUGACAAAGCUUUCAAGAGAAUUAAGGGCUAUAUUGAACAUGCUAAAAGUAGCUCCAACCUUGAAAUUAUUGGAGGAGGAAAAUACAGUGACAAGACUGGUUACUUCAUCGAACCAACGAUCAUCCAAACGAAAGACCCAUUAGAUAAGCUCAUGACUGAAGAAAUCUUUGGACCAGUGCUCAGUAUUUAUGUUUAUCCAGACAAAGAUGUCAACAAAACUUUAGAAUUAGUCGAUACUUCGACUCCAUAUGCUCUUACGGGUGCAGUUUUUGGAAAAGAUGAAUCCUUCCAAAAAAUGGCACUAAACAAACUGAGGAAUACUGCUGGUAACUACUACAUUAACGAUAAGUCUACAGGGUCUGUAGUUGGCCAACAGCCAUUCGGAGGCUCAAGGAUGUCUGGUACCAACGACAAAGCUGGUGGACCCCAUUAUGUGCUGAGAUGGGCUUCUCCACAAGCCAUCAAGGAAACAUUUGUUCCACAAACAGAAUGGGCUUAUCCCUACAUGAAAUCAAAGGAUGAAGAAUAUUUGGAAGCUAUUGAACUCAUGGAAAGACGAAUUCUGUAA
Molecule: messenger RNA, 1758 nt
Organism: Nezara viridula (southern green stink bug)
Lineage: Eukaryota; Metazoa; Arthropoda; Insecta; Hemiptera; Pentatomidae
Source: the annotation of a GenBank genome assembly